This is a messenger RNA of Rotaria sp. Silwood1, 1689 nucleotides long. Lineage: Eukaryota; Metazoa; Rotifera; Eurotatoria; Philodinida; Philodinidae. The record is from the annotation of a GenBank genome assembly.
AUGGCAGAAAGCACACAUGUUAGCAAUAUUGCGUCUUCAACGCAAAUUCCAAAAGAAUUAUGUAAACAAUCAAAACUUGAUCAAGAAAAAAAAUCAUUAUUAAAAUCAAAUCAAAAUCAAAAUGUUAAUGGUGAAAGAACCAAGAAUAAUAGCAAUCUUGCAGCAUCACCUGUAACCGAUUUCCGAAGUGUGUUAACCGAUGCUGAACGAGAAAUUUUAGCUGACGAAGAAAACACUGAACAUGGACGGCAUAAACAUAAAGAACGAUGGAAGAGAAUAAUCAAAACAAUUCGCAAAAAAGAAUACGAAGAAUCAUCGAAUGAAAAUGAAGAAAUUCUAUCAGAAUCAAUUGAUGAAAAACCUAAAACAAUUAUUAAUGAAAUAUCAGUUUCUAAUAAAAAAAUUCGAUAUUUUAUAGGAAAAGAUUAUGCAAAUGCUUAUGAUGAAGAUUUUAAAAAUCUUGAAAAAUUUGAAGAAGACUGUGUUGAUCGAAAAAUAUUUCCACGAAUGCCAUGGCACGACGAAGCUUUGGUUGUUAGUGGAGAAGCAGCAAGAGAUUGUGCCAGGCAUUUUAUUCAACGAUGGAAUAUUCAUAAAGCAGAUCAAUAUCGCUUUAAUGAAUUUUUUCCAUACAUCCUUCCAAAGAGUUAUGAUGAUGAUCAAUUAUUUGAUUCAUCAAUGCUUUCUGAUAUUCUUGGUGAAAAACUAAAACCAAUUCGUUUUGAUGCUCAAUGUGUUCGUUCUGCUGCAGAUUGGUCAUGUAGCAUUGGCCCUAAAGAAACUUCAAUACAAAAUGCGUAUAUUCAUAUGAUUAAGAGUGCUCAACAUUUUAUUUAUAUUGAAAAUCAAUUUUUUGUUUCAAUUGCUAAUGAUACAACAAUUAAAAAUUUGAUUGAUGAUGCACUUUAUCAUCGGAUAAUUGAUGCUGCUAACAAGAAAGAAAAAUUUCGAGUAUAUGUUGUAUUACCAUUAUUACCAGGAUUUUCAAAUGAAAAUGCUGUUCAAGCGGUUCUUUAUUGUAUAAUGAGAUCUAUUAAUAAAGGAGAAACAUCACUUUAUCAAAGAUUAAUACGAGAUGGUGUAUCUAAUCCUGAAGAGUAUAUAACAUUUUAUGGAAUGCGUAAUUGGGAUAUAUUAAUGGAUACAUUAAUAACAGAAAUAAUUUAUGUUCAUUCAAAACUAAUGAUUGUUGAUGAUCGAAUGUGUAUUUGUGGAUCAGCAAAUAUAAAUGAUCGUUCUCUUCAAGGUUCUCGAGAUUCAGAAUUUUGUUUAGCUGUUGAAGAUGAUGAAAUGAUUGAUUCACAAUUAAAUGGUCAAAAACAAAAAGUUGGACUUUUUUCGUCAACAUGGAGAAAGAAAUUAUUUAGACAAUUAUUGGGUAUUAAAAAUGAAGAAGAAAUGAGUGUUGAUGAUCCAUGUUCAGAUGAAUUUUACGAAUAUUUUCGACGAAGAGCAAAAGCUAAUGCACAAAUUUAUGAAGAAGUUUUUAAUACUUUACCUACUAAUCGUGUUAGAACUUUUAUCGAAGUUACUGAAUAUACUCAGAAAUCAAAAUUGAGAGAUACUGAUCCAUUAGCAGCACAUAAAAAAUGUAAACAAAUUAAAGGUUUUGUUGUCGAAUUUCCCUUAGAGUAUGUAGCUGAUGACGUUCUAAUCCCAAAAUGGACAACAAAAGAAGGUCUAAUUUAA